Molecule: messenger RNA, 3981 nt
Organism: Amoebophrya sp. A120
Lineage: Eukaryota; Dinophyceae; Syndiniales; Amoebophryaceae
Source: the annotation of a GenBank genome assembly
AGUGUUGAAGAAGGUGAGUUUUUUUAAGUUCCGUGUUGCAUCAUAGUAUCUACUAUUUUUUAUUCAUCGAGUUGGAGUUCGAGUUUAUUCGUAGAUUUCUUGUAAAAUCGCCGUUCGCUCAACCGUAGCGGCUUCUUCAUUACUAUACACGAAAAACAUCUAGCUCUGCGUUUGCCCAUCAUGAAAAAUAAGAAGUCGAUGAAGAUGAGCAAAGCCACCGCUUCGGUGGCGAAAACGGCGUCCGCAGCUGUCGUGGCAGGAGGAAAGAAUGCGCCAGCUGCAUCUUCAUCGUCCAGCGACAACCGCUUCAACCUGCAUGCGGCCCGGUUCAAGCAAGCUCCCCAGGAUGUGAAGAAGGUAAAGGUGGACCAGAGAUUUGCCAAGAUGUUCACCGAAGAAAAGUUCAACGAGGGUGGGAGUGGUGGCAAAGCGGCCGUGGACAGCCGCGGACGGCCUUUGAAGAAGGAGGUCGUGAACGAAGUAAAUGGAGGAGACCGGAAAAAUAAGAAGUCCCGGGGGGUUUCUUCGUCUAUUUCGCAGGGCGCCGGCAAGAUGAAAAUGAAGGAAUCUUCAAAUAAGCCGAUCAACCGCCAGCUGCAGAAGUUCUACGCGCUCGAACGAGAAGACAAAGCCGAGAAAGUGUCUUCGGACGAAGAGGAGGAGGAGGAGGAGAAUGUCGAGGAUUCCGUUGAGGAGCUCAGUGAGGGCGGGAAUGAAAAUGAUGCAGAAGAAAUUGCAACAGAUGAUGAAUCCGGAUCAGAAGCCGGCUCUUCGGACACGGAUUGGUCCGAGUUAUCCACAGAAAAAAAAGCCAUCCACAUCCAUUUUUUGCAUGACAAACACAGAAUUUUACGUAUGUUUUGCAUGACAAAUUGGAUGUGAAUGGGUGUUUUUUCCUGGAUACGAGUCAGAAGACAGCUACGACCCGGACGACACCAUUUGGGAAACCACCGGCUACUACGACGGCAAGCAAAUCGAGCGCACGGAGCACGACACUGGGAGCCGGCUGGCCUUCCAGACCCUGGAUUGGGACACGGUGACCGCCGAGGACAUUUUUCGGGUGGCAAAAUCCUUCAUCGCCAACAGUGGAAGUAGAAAUGCUAGUACUGGACAGAGCGGUGCGAACACGCGCGUGGGAAAGAAGCUGCUGAAUGCAGGAAAGAGUAGUAAGGGCGAGACAGAUCAUGCCGACGGCGAAAAUAGUAACUUGACAAACAAUGACAAAAUCCUUUACUGUCGCAUCUACCGGUCCGAAACGGGGGAGAAAGCGUUGGAAUACGAGGCGCAGCACGGGCCCGCGAUUCAGGAAAUGAAGAAAAAAAGAAACACUAGUUCUAGUAGUGCCACGACAGGGAAAAAUAAACAGGCCAAAGAAGGAGCAGGAGCUCCUGUUGAAGAUUCCGACGACGAAGAAAUGGAGAACGAAGAUGAUAAAGAAAUAAAUCCCGAUAUUAAUGCUACAAACGACGACAACGACUCUUCAUCCUCCGAGAACGAAGAGCAACAGGAGGAAAUCCGGAAGUACAAUAUGAGAGUGCACAACUAUUCCCUGUCCCCCUCAUUUCUAAUGCAAGAUACCAAAUCCACCCUUUGCCUCUCGGCACUUUUCGCAUGACACCUUCUGGCAGGAGCCCAAAUAGCACUACACUCCUGUCGUGCAAAUUUGUCGUGCAAAACCUGCACUCUUGCUGACACUUGUAUUGCCGUUCAUGCUAUUAAACAAAUGAGGGGGCGGGGAAGUUGUAGUUGUGCGCUGUCAUAUACAACCUGCGCAAACUGCAGUACUUCUUCGCCGUGAUCCAGCUGGACAGCAAGGAAACCUGCGGGAAACUGUACGAGGAGCUGGACGGGCACCAAAUCGACUCUUUGUGCAACGGGCGGCCGUUGGACGUGCGGCAAGUCCCGGACGAGAUGGGGGAAAUCGACCGGCCCGUUGUGGACGAGUGCACCAGCAAGGCGUUUGAGGAAACGCUGCACAAAAGCUCCCACAACACCGCCCACCUGACCGAAAACCAGUCGCUCCGCGCGGGCUUGGCGCACACGAAGGCGCAGUGCAACUGGGACGAGCAGCCCGCGCGGCGGAAAAAAGACCUGAUGAAGAAAUUUUCGAAAAAGGAGAUGGCGCUGAACGACUUGCAAACCUAUCUCGCGGACAGCGAUUCGGAGGAGGAUGAAAACUACGAAGGUGGUCAUCUUGAUGAAGAUGAACAGAACGAGCACGAUAGUGCGGUCGGGAUCUCUACUUCUUCUCGCGGCGAGAAAAACGGAAACGCCGGUGCUCAGAAGAAGAAGAAGCUCAGUAAGGAGGUCGAAGAGAAGCGGAAGCUGUUGCUGGGAGGUUUGUUGAAGAACGCGGAGGAGGAGGAUGCUGCUGACAGUAGCCCAGAAAAUGACUCUUCUGAAAACAACGGCUCAGAACUGGAGGAAGAGGAGGGUUCCUCCGAAAUAGAUCUUCCCGACACAGCAGCUGCUGACAAAAUGAUAAGUGCUGAAGAGGAAGAUCUUCCAGUGCUGGAGGAGGAAGAGGAGGAAGAAGAAGAUGACGACAUCCCAUCCGAUUUCUCGGUCGCGGCCAGCGACGCAGAGAAUGAAUAUCAACUGCAAAAAUGUCUGGGUCUGGAAGGAUCCAAGGUUUGUCAUGCACAUUUUGCAUGACUCCUGAUGUCCACUCAGAGUCAUGCUUAUUCCACUCAGAGUUUGCUGGGUAGGUGGCUACCGUUUUAAGUUUAUAAACGAAUGGGACGCCCUGCCCUUAGCCUUCCAACAUGACUCCUGAUGUCUGUGAUGCUGCAUGCCCUAGCAUCACAGAUUUUGCGAGGGCUUCCUGAUGCCUAUACCGCAUGAAAAAUGCUCUUUCUCUGUAGCAAGACUUGGUCUUGGACUCUCUUUGCUGCUCAUGCAAUACAGAUUUUUUUAGAAUCCAAAUGCAGCAUCACAAGUUCCAACUUUCCAGACCCAGACAUUUUUGCAAUCCAUAAUGAAACUAUGGGCGCAAUGGAGAUGACGUUCAACACCGAAACCGAGGCGGUUGCGAAGAAAGUCCAGGAGAAGGUCGACGAGCAACUGAAGAAAAACGCGGGCGGGAAGAAAAAUCUGCAGAAUAUGCAAAGUCUGAAGCUUGAACAGGCCUCCAAGCUGACCCCGUGGCAGAAGUUCCAGGAGAAAAAGAAGGAAAAACGGCGGGAAAAGAAGCUGGAGAUCAAAGACAAGCGGGAGGAGAUCAAAAAAGCCAUGCAGGAGGAGCUGGAGCAACAGAGUAUUACGGCUAUGAAGGGCAAGACAAAAAAGAAGGGAAAGAAGAGAAAAAAUGACGACGAUUCGUCCGAAGAGGAUUUUAUUUCCGAUGUUGAUGCUACACAAGAAGCGCACUCAACUACCAAAAGCAGCACAGCGACCAAAGAGCUCGCUUCGGACGACCGGUUUGCAAAAUUGUUCAACGACCCGGAAUUCGGCAUCGACCCCACUAGACCGGAAUUCAAUGACACGAAGACCAUGCGCGCGGUGCUAGUGGAGAAACGGAAAGUUGCGGCAAAGAGCGGUAACCGUGGGAAAAAGAACGCGGCAAGCGGAGCUUCAGUCUCUACUACUUCCAGCAAGCCACAAUCUGCAAACAACCCGAAUGCAGCUGCUGCAACUCAGGAAUCAACUCCGUCGUCAUCUGGUGCCAUAACUACAGCCAGCAAAAAGCGGCAGCGCGGCGAGGAAGCUGUUGGUGAGAAGGGAGGUGAAAAAAAGAACAAGUUUCAACUCUUCAGCAAGAAGCAAAAGCGAGGGUGAGCUGCGUACCGCAAGAAACUACAACGCGGGUUGCGUACAUCAUAGAUGCACCACCAGAGUAGACGGACACUACUAUUUACAAACAAAGUCUGCUCUGCACUGAAUCAGAGAUGAAUGGCGCAAAAAAAAUGAAGAUGCGUACAGUUUUCAUGCAACUUGACGAAUUGAUGCGAACGUGAUUGCGUACGAGGAUCAAGAUCUGAU